Branchiostoma belcheri (Belcher's lancelet) is the source of this 969-nucleotide messenger RNA. Its product is annotated as secreted frizzled-related protein 2-like. The transcript has 3 exons. Gene Ontology annotation, biological process: non-canonical Wnt signaling pathway; negative regulation of canonical Wnt signaling pathway; canonical Wnt signaling pathway. The record is from RefSeq and is a predicted model, not a curated record. The coding region runs from base 1 to 969 and encodes 322 amino acids. Lineage: Eukaryota; Metazoa; Chordata; Leptocardii; Amphioxiformes; Branchiostomatidae. Gene Ontology annotation, molecular function: Wnt-protein binding.
AUGGAACUUAAUGGACUUCCCAACCUCAUGCCACUGGUGGUGGCGUCCAUGUUCCUGUCCCAUUGUCAAGUGCAGUGCAUGGACUAUGGCUACGGGGACCGUAUAUACAACAAGCAGCCGCAGUGUACGCCCAUUCCCUCGGAGCUGACUCUGUGCAGAAACAUUGCGUACGCGCAGAUGAGACUGCCCAACCUCCUGGGCCACGAGACAAUGACCGAAGUGUUGGACCAGGCCGGUACCUGGGUCCCCCUGCUGCCCAAACGGUGCCACCCGAACACCCGCUUAUUUCUGUGCUCUCUGUUUGCCCCCGUGUGUUUGGAACACCCCAUCUACCCCUGCCGCUCCCUGUGCGAGGCCGUCCGGGAUGGCUGCUCUCCCGUCAUGCUGAAGUUCGGCUUCCCGUGGCCUGAUAUGCUCAGGUGCGACAAGUUUCCCCCGGACAACGACCUCUGUAUCACCACUCAGUCCGGGGAGGUGGAUCCCCUACCGCCCGAAGUGGACCAGCCCCAGCCCGUGUGCAUGGCCUGUCAGAGCAACGGAGAAGGCUGGAAGGACCUGGUGGCGUACUACUGCCAGAACGACUUCGUCAUCAGAGCGAAGAUCGAGCAGAUCAAGAUCACCCGGCGGGACACCAAGAUCGUGGUGGGGCGGCGCAAGCGGGUCAUGAAGAAGGCGGGGAUCCGCAAGCGGGACAUGCGCAACCUGACGCUGAUGCUGCAGGACAGCGACGUGUGCACGUGCGACGAGAUCCAGGACACCAAGUCACAGUUCCUCAUCAUGGGCAAGAAGGUCGACAAGCAGUUCAUCGUCACCGUCAUCCGACAGUGGAAGCGCUCCAAGGACUUCCGGAAAGCCUCCCGCUCCUUUAAAAAGGGCUGCCAACAGGACGCUGCUGAUUCGCAGGAUCGGGAGGAGGCGGCGGGGAACACGGGACGCAGACGGGGCGGCCGGAAUCGGCAGAGAAAUUAG